Messenger RNA from Oncorhynchus masou masou (cherry salmon), 1674 nucleotides. RefSeq names its product E3 ubiquitin-protein ligase TRIM39-like. Gene Ontology annotation, biological process: protein ubiquitination. Gene Ontology annotation, cellular component: cytoplasm. The coding region runs from base 151 to 1425 and encodes 424 amino acids. Gene Ontology annotation, molecular function: ubiquitin protein ligase activity; protein binding. Lineage: Eukaryota; Metazoa; Chordata; Actinopteri; Salmoniformes; Salmonidae. The record is from RefSeq and is a predicted model, not a curated record. The transcript has 9 exons.
CACCCCAUUUCUUGUAAACGCCACCUUUACAAAUAAUUCAUCUGGGCAGAUGAACUGCCAGACCCGUUGGUAUAGUCUGCUUUCCAUACACUGGGUGAUUACAGUUCACUGUUCUCCGCUGUCGACAGCAAAACAUUCAAGAAUUAAGAUAUGGCGUCUCUCAGCAUGACAGAAGACCAGUUGCGCUGUUCCAUCUGCCUGGAUCUCUUCGUCCACCCUGUCUCCACUCCGUGUGGACACAACUUCUGCAAAUCUUGUAUCUCUGACUACUGGGAUAUCAGGGAAGCCAUCUGCCCUCUGUGUAAGGAGACGUUCAAGAAACGUCCUGACCUCCACGUCAACACAUUCAUUAACGAGAUAAUCAACCAGUUCAAAUCGGCACAGGAGGACAUUUCUCCACACACCAUUUUGCCAUUGAGAGAGCCAGAACAGGGGGAUGCUACAGAUGGAGGAGUGAACAGGAAGAUCCAGGCCAGACUGAAGAAGGUGGAGGAGAUCAAAUCCUCAGUGGAGAUCAGCAGAGCUAGUUCACAGAAAGACAUAGAGGAAAGUGAACAGGUCUUCACUGAGCUGUUGCGCUCCAUUGAGAGGAGCCAGGCUGACGUGGUCGGUGAGAUCCAGGAGAAACAGAGAGCUGUGGAGAAACAAGCUGAAUGUCUCAUCAAGGAGCUGGAACAGGAAGUAGCAGAUUUAGAGAGUGGAAAUAAUAAACAAGGGGAACUCCGUUCCACCCCACAACAGAUCUGUUCUGAGAGCAGUGCUAGCGGUGGUGGAAAAACCAUCUGGGGAAUUGUGUCCCAACUGGAAGAUACCUUCAGAGAGGAGAUGAAGAAAGUCAUGGAUAAAGGGUUGAAAUUGCUGAAGACUAAUGCAGUGAACGUGAUUCUGGACCCCGACACAGCUCAUCCUUUCCUUGUUCUGUCUGAGGAUGGGAAACAAGCCAGACACGUCAACCAUUGGAGGAUCCUGCCUUUCGACCUCAAGAGGUUCAAUACCAGUAUCAGCGUUCUUGGGAGGACAGGGUUCUCCUCCAGGAGAUUCUACUUCGAGGUGCAGGUCUCUGGGAAGACUGACUGGGGCCUAGGAGUGGCCAGGGAGUCCAUCGACAGGAAGGGGAAGGCACUCCCGACCCCUGCGAUUGGCUACUGGACCUUGUGGCUGACCAAUAGGUAUGAGUACAGUGCUGCAGAUGAUUCUGGCUCCAUCCUCCUCUCCCUGAGAGAGAAGCCCCAGAAGGUGGGGGUGUUUGUGGAUCACAAGGAAGGGCUGGUGUCUUUUUACGACCCGGAAGCCAAGGCUCAUAUCUAUUCCUUCACUGGGUGCUCCUUCAAUGAGAAACUUUUCCCCUUCCUGAACUCUAGUGUCAAUGACAAUGAUAAAAAUUCUGCCCCAUUUGUCAUUCUGCCUGUCAGUCAUAGAGGCUGACAGGCUGAUUGGUUAGAAAACAAGAUGGGAUGGGCCGCAUGUAUUUUGAUUGGUUCUGGUCUGUUGAGAACUCGGAUUCUUGACAUAGCCAAGGGAAGUAGGGCUGCCGCAACCCCUGAUAAAUUUAAUUGGUAUAUAGUGAAGUACAUUGUUAUCCUGUAUAAGAGUUAGACAAGAAUCAAAGAAUAAAGCCAUCUUUCUGUAGCACGUUUCCUCUAUUUGCCAUGAAAAUAAAUAUGAUUUUCUUUA